AUGUGUCUCAUUCUUCAGCACUUCCUAAGUAUAAACACCGGCAUCUGCUCCGUGCAUGGAGUCCCCGGCGAUUAUAAUCUCGCUGCUCUCGACUACCUUCACCAGGCUAAUUUGAAGUGGCUUAUUAACUGUCUCCAAGGUUACGCGGCCAAUGGCUAUGCUCGAGUUAAGGGAAUCUCGGUAAUGAUCACCAUCUCCGGUGUUGGUGAGCUCUCCGCCAUUAAUGCCCUCGCUGGGGCAUUCGCCGAGCAUGUCCCCAUUAUCCAUAUCAUCUCCUCCUAUGCUGUGAAGCUCAUCUCACACACUGAUACUGCUGACCAGAUUGAUGAUGCCCUUCGCCAAUGCUGGCUUUGUAGCCGACCAGUUUAUAUCAUGUUGCCUACAGAUAUGAUAGAAAUGAAAAUUAAGAGUAGAAAUCUAAUGAUCCAUCUUAAUCUUCAAGCAAGUCUGAAUGACCCGCGAAAGGAGGAUCCUCUUGUUGAGGUCAUUCUGAAGCGGCUUCACACUGCGAAGAAACCUAUUCUCCUUAUAGAUACUUUUGCAAUCCGCCAUCAUGUGCUGGACGAGAUAAAGGCACUGACAGACAAGGCACAGAUUCCUGUCUUCGGCUCUGAGCCGCGGACAAAGCACAAGGUCGAAUCAUCUGACUUGAUUCUUUGUAUUGGAGCUCUGAAGUGUGACUUGAAUACGACAGGUUUCUCGUAUAGUAUUUCUGAACUCAAUACCAUCGACUUUCAGAAUAUUCACAUCGGAGUCGGCUACUCCGAGUACCAGGUUGUUCAAAUGAAAGGAGUCCUCCGUAAGCUCGCAGAACAACUUGACUCUAGUAAACUAUCCCUGAUUCGAUCACCUCACAUAACUCGGACCCUAUCGGCCGAGGUCGAAGAUCCUUCACCUACCAUUACACAUGCUUGGCUAUGGCCUAGAUUGAGUAAGUUUCUCAGGGAGACUGAUAUUGUCGUGACUGAAACCGGCUCGCCAAACUUUGGUAUUUGGGACACCAAGUUCCCUUCGAGUGUCACUGCGUUAUCGCAACUCUUCUGGGGCAGUAUUGGUUGGUCAGUUGGUGCCUCUCAAGGCGCAGCACUGGCCGCAAAGGAUGCGGGGCAAACCAGAAGGACGAUUUUGCUCAUAGGCGAUGGCUCUUUGCAGAUGACAGCUUCUGAGCUCACGACAAUAAUCCGCCACAAGCUCAAGGUUAUCAUCUUCUGUAUUUGUAAUGACGGUUAUACUGCAGAGAGACUGAUUCAUGGAAUGGACGCAGAGUAUAACGAUAUUGUCCGAUGGAAAUAUAAGGAUCUUGUGACGGUCCUCGGUGGUGACGACCAGACAACCAGAAAGUUUCAAGUUCAUAGUAAGGGAGAGCUUAACGAUCUCUUGAGAGACGAACAGUUUAACGAUGGUUCGGGUGUGCAGUUCGUGGAGUUGUGUAUGGACAAGAAAGAUGCGCCUCGCGCGCUGUUGCUGACUGCCAAAAAACUGGGAACAAAAGAAAGACCAGAAGAUCUUGAUUAG
Molecule: messenger RNA, 1515 nt
Organism: Fusarium oxysporum Fo47
Lineage: Eukaryota; Fungi; Ascomycota; Sordariomycetes; Hypocreales; Nectriaceae
Product: pyruvate decarboxylase
Exons: 7
Coding region: 1-1515 (504 amino acids)
Molecular function (GO): carboxy-lyase activity; thiamine pyrophosphate binding
Source: RefSeq, a predicted model, not a curated record